AUGGAGAAAGGUUACUAUGUCCGGGAAAAAUCUAAGCAAGUCAUCACAUUGCUGAUGGAUGAACAGUUGCUGUGUAAAGAGAGGGAAGUGGCAUGUCGGACUAGACAGCGUACCUCCUACUCUAUGUUGUUUUCUAAAAGACCACUUGGUUCAAGUAGCUCACUGACAGCGCGUACUUCUGCCCCCACACCAGAUAUUUCUGCUUCAGAGAAGAAGUGUAAGCUUCCUAAGUUUGGAAGGCUACAUAAUAAAAAAAAUGUGUGCAAGGCAGAAUUGAAACAAGAGCAUUGCCAAGAUCUUCAUUUGCCUACAGAAACGAUGUUGUCCCAGGAAACACUUCCACUCAAGAUUCAUGGUUGGAAAUCAACAGAGGACCUGAUGGCAUUUUCUGAUGAUGAUCCAAAGCUGCCUUUACUAGCAACACCUCCUUCCAUUGUCUCUCCAGUCACAUGCUUGUCAGAAGCAGCAGAAGUUUGUAAUCUUUUGGGUGCAGAUGCUGUGCCUACUGUCUCAGAAAAUAGUCCAUCUGGGCAGACAGAUGUGAAUUUGGACAAGAGAUCAGAUGGUACCCUUACAAAUACUGUAACAGAAAACCUCUUGGAAACACCUUUAGAAAAGCAAUCAGCUGCAGAAGGUCUUAAAACAUUGACAAUUUUACCAGCAUGUUGGUCGUCAAGUAAAGAGGAGUUUAUCAGCCCUAACUUAAGGAUAUCAAAGUCAGAUUCUACUUUCCAUAACCAGGCCUCUGUAGAAACACUCUAUCUCUCUCCCUCAUUCAAAAUAUUUGACCCAAAAAAGGAGACUGUAAUCAACAAGUCCUACCAGAAACCACCACAAUCCAGCAUUCAGAUGGAUGAUAAAAUCCUCAAGACAACCACAUGGGUUUCAACUGCCUCUGAGGGAGCAUCUUCCUUUUCUCCUUUAUCCAUGUCAUCUCCUGAUUUAGCCUCUCCAGAGAAGUCAGCUCAUCUCUCAUCCCCCAUUCUGGCCGGACCUUCCUUCUGGACUUUGUCCCAUCAACAGUUGUCUUCUACCUCCUUUAAAGAGGAAGAUAAGACAAGCAAGCUGCAUCACUCCUUUGCUUCUAGGGGCCCAGUGUCUUCUGAUGCAGAGGAAAAUGAUAGCCUCAAUCUACUGGGAAUUCUUCCAAAUAACUCUGACUCUGCUAAAAAGAAUAUAAGUCAUAUUUCUAGUAGGCACUGGGGAGAGUUUUCCACCCAAAAUGUAGACCAGUUCAUCCCUCUGUCCUGCUCUGGUUUUCAGUCAACCAGAGACUUCCCCAGGGAACCUGAAGCAGAGAAUUCCAUUAGUGUUCUUUUAAGGGAGGUAAAAUGUGCGAUCACUAGAUUACAUGAAGAUCUGAGCACAGUGAUCCAAGAACUUAAUGUCAUCAAUAACCACCUGCUGAGCAUGAGUCUGAAUAGUUCACAAAUAAGCCAGUCCUCGCAGGCCCCCCAGUCUUCUGAGGGGAGCUCAGAUCAGAUCUAAUCAUCACAGUAUCUAUUUUUGAUAGAACUCAUGCGGUUCCACUUCCCCAAGACUUAAGUUAAUAUUGUAUAAAUUCAUAUUACUAUGGCACAAAAAGGGGAUGGUUUAAUUUUUCCUUGUCAGGUUUAUUAACAAGUAUCUUUCAAACUAAUAAUUUCAUUUGGGUGGUUUAUUUUUUAAAAGGGAAAGAUGUCACCUUUGAUAAUUUCAGAUUUGGGUAUUAGUUCAUUUGAAACAGAAGAGAAUUUCAUUCUUUGAUGCUCUGUACCUCAAAUGGGUUAAGUAUUAGUGAAAAUUGUGGUAAGACCUCAAACUGCAAAUGACUAUUCAAGAGCUUUUGGAUAAGGAGGCAGAAAGAAGCUCUUUACCUUUCAACUGUAUGGAGCUUGUUAACAGGCCUCUGAGGUGACCUAGGAGGAUCGAGCUUGGGAUACACAUUUCACAUGUUCUUUUGCAAGUUUUAGGUUCUGCAAACCAAGGGCCAGAAAUGUUUUCUUUCUUUCAGAGGCUAGUGUUGGGAGUUAAAUGGAAACAAGCAGGAUGUGGAGCAAAUGUUUUUACUGUCCAUGUAUAUUGCAAAGUGAAUUCAAAUCCAUCCUUUUAUUCUAUUUUAGAAAAUAAAUUUGAUAUUUUUC
Molecule: messenger RNA, 2123 nt
Organism: Piliocolobus tephrosceles (Ugandan red Colobus)
Lineage: Eukaryota; Metazoa; Chordata; Mammalia; Primates; Cercopithecidae
Gene: ENTHD1
Product: ENTH domain containing 1
Exons: 6
Coding region: 1-1488 (495 amino acids)
Source: RefSeq, a predicted model, not a curated record